AAUUAGGUGUCCGUAAACCGGCCAACGCCUGUGGCUGGGGAGUGCAAUUUUGAAAUUUCAAUCGAUAGUCUGCAACUGCGUGAUCUUCCAUGGUUCAAACCCCACACUGCUUUCUUUUCGUCUUCAACCACACCGAAAACUGACUACUUUGGAAAAAAGAAAGGAAGGAAUGGUGGCCGUCAAGGGUAAGUCGAACUCAACCGUCAAUCUUGUUGUGCAAGACCCUAAACUUGGAAGUGGUGUCGCGGGAAGACUCGGAAGUUUUAGCAUUUACUCGGAUGUAAAGAAAGCUAAAGCUGGGGACCGCAUCUCUCUCUGUACCGAUUUUAAGAAAUCUGCACAGCCUGAUAGUCGUACUGUCUUGCAGAACAUUACCACUUUUAAGAGGAACAUGGAGAAAAGUAAAAGCAAGCAUGGUAGUGGAGUUAAAGUUGGAACAACAAUUUUGGCUGACAUCAGCAACACAAAGUACAAUUUUUCUGCUAGGAAUAAAGCUGGACGUAAAGUUCUUGCUGAUAUUACCAAUACGAAGAGAAGCAUUUCAAGAACUGAGCUUCAUGAUGGAACCACACAAAAGAAAAGUAAUGGCAAGAAACUUCCUUAUCUACCGCGGAGUUCUAUUCACACUGGGACUGCAAUAGCAAAUACUUCAUCAAGAAAAGCAUUGAUGACAAACAGGGGCGCAGGCUCAGCUGAAGCUAGUGGAAAGCAUUAUAUGUUCAUGAGAGCAGCCAAUCAAGCUUUGAAGGCUAUUGCUGCUGAUGAUCCACGAGCCAAGACCAAAAGGAGUAUAACUGCUAGCAUUGGGAACAGGAAGUCUGUGCCCGCACUAAAGCGGGUUAAUGGUGUGGAUACAUUUGAUGUGAAGAAGGGCCAUAGCCCUAUGUCUUUUACCACUAGAAGAUGGAGAUCUCUACCGGCAUUAAAGGAGUCAAAUGCACGGCACACAAAUAUUUCAAAAAAGGAAAAUGCCAAUUUUUUGGAGAAUAGGAUACCAAAGAAUGGAUUUCGAGCAAAGCCCAGGGUUGGACAGAAUAGUUUGCCUCAAGGCGCUGCAAAGAGUUCAGUCAAGAGGUUACGAAAACAUGGGUUUCCAGUUUCAGCAAAGCCCAAGGUUGGACAAAGCACAUUGCCACAACCAAUUCUUAAAACCACAUCUUGGAUAGCUGCAAGAUCAAAAGGAACACAUUGUCAGAGUAGCUCAAGGUCUCAAUCUUUCAUUUCAUUUCAGCAGAAGGAAUACAUUGCCACAUCAUCUCUUUCUGAACAAAGUGUUCCAAUAUCUUCUAAGCAACCCUCAGAAGAGAUUCCUUCUGCCAAAAGCCAGGACUUGUCUUCAUGUCAACCAGAUAUUUUAGUUAAGAGAGCAUCUGUGCGCAGAAAGUCUUUCACAUCUCUACUAGUGACAAGACCAAUGCAAUGCAAGGAGCAAACAAAGCAUGUGAGACAAGAGUCUUUGCCGCAGAUUUACGACAAUUCGAAUCACCUUGAUGUUUCUGAAUAUGUUGAUGAUAUCUAUCAAUAUUACUGGGUUAUGGAGGUUCAGCGUCAUCCUUUGAAAUGCUGCGUGAAGUUUCAAACAGAAAUUACACCUCAUAUGCGUGGUGUAUUAAUAAACUGGCUUAUCGAAGUUCAUGUAAAAUUUGACUUGAUGCAAGAGACUCUAUAUCUGAUGGUUACUGUCUUAGACCAGUAUCUCUCCCAAGUAUGCAUCAAGAAAAAUGAAUUGCAGCUAGUUGGCCUGACUGCACUCUUGUUGGCAUCAAAAUAUGAAGAUUUUUGGCAUCCAAAGAUCGUGGACCUGAUCAGUGUAUCAGCAGAGUCAUACACCAGAGAACAAAUGCUAAGAAUGGAGAAGGAAGUUUUAAAGAAAAUAAUGUUUCGCCUAAAUGUACCAACUCCAUAUGUCUUCAUGUUGCGAUUUCUCAAGGCCUCCCAAACAGAUAAAAAGUUUGAACAUCUUGCAUUUUUCCUUGUGGAGCUGUGCUUGGUUGAGUAUGAAGCUUUGAACUACAAGCCAUCUAUGAUAUGUGCAUCGGCUAUCUAUGUUGCACGGUGUACAUUACGUAUGGCUCCAGCAUGGACACCCAUGCUUGAGAGUCAUGCACGCUAUCAAGAAUCUCAACUCAGAGAUUGUGCUGAGAUGAUCUUGAGAUUUCAUAAAGCUGCUAGAACCGCUCUGCUACGAGUCACCUUUGAGAAAUAUAUGAGGUCCGAAUACAGCAGCGUGGCAGCUAUAAGGCCUUUAGGGAAACUACCUCAAUGACAUGUAUAUAUCUAGGAGUGGAGGGCUAUGAUUUUGCCCAAGUACUUUGUAAAAAACUCAAGUACGAUUGUAGUUUAGAUAUUGUUGGGUAGACCUAAUAACCUGGUUAUUUGGCAGUGGAUGGAUGAUUUAAGUCAUUUUAUAGUACUUAAAAGGCACCCAUCCCAAAAAUACCGGUAUUUUGGGGGGUCCCUAUACCACCGGCUAUACGGUUAGUACCGUACAACCGGUGGCAUUUUCAUAAUUUAAAUGAAAAUCACGGCUUCUGUUAAAUGAGCAUUAAUGAACUUUUAGCGAGCAUCAAACUUAUUUUGUUGAUUAUUAGAAAUCAAGGAGCACUGUGA
This is a messenger RNA of Cuscuta epithymum, 2610 nucleotides long. Lineage: Eukaryota; Viridiplantae; Streptophyta; Magnoliopsida; Solanales; Convolvulaceae. The record is from the annotation of a GenBank genome assembly.